Arabidopsis lyrata subsp. lyrata is the source of this 2036-nucleotide messenger RNA. RefSeq names its product protein indeterminate-domain 14. NCBI's taxonomy places the organism in Eukaryota, Viridiplantae, Streptophyta, Magnoliopsida, Brassicales, Brassicaceae. The coding region runs from base 468 to 1739 and encodes 423 amino acids. The transcript has 3 exons. Gene Ontology annotation, molecular function: DNA-binding transcription factor activity. Gene Ontology annotation, cellular component: nucleus. The record is from RefSeq and is a predicted model, not a curated record.
GAGAGAGAAAGAGAGAGGUUCAUAACUACUCUGAAGAAGAUUGAAGCACCAAAGACCAUACAAUACAUUUCUCCAUCUAAGGUGAGAGGUCAAUGAAACAAUUAACAAAAAGUUGAAAGUUUCAUUUAUUUUCUCUUUUCCAAGAAAAUUAUAAAAAGAUGGAUAGUAAAAGGGAAUAGAAAAGCUUUUCCCUUUUUGUGAGGAAAAAAAAAGAUGAUUUCAGAAAACAAAGCCCUUUGUUUCUCUCUCUUAACCCAUCUUACUUUCUUCUUCUAUUAGUAAAGAUGAGUACUCUUUACCAAAUAAAUAAGGAAACAUAAAAAACAAUCUCUCCUUCUUUCUCUACAUGAAAAACAAAAGAUUCCUCAAUUUUGUUCUUAUUUUUCAUUUAGUCACAGUACCUCUCUCACUAUAAACCACACUGUCUUGAGAUAACAAACAAAAAGUGAGAUUAAAAACCUCAUCCGAUGAUAGACUACGAGAGAAGCAAUAACACCAAGAACAUCAACAACCAUCAUCGCAACCCUCCUCCAUCUUCAUCUUCCUCCGAUCUUCUUCCCGACGGUAAUGGAGCCGCCGUGACACAGAAGCGCAAACGGAGACCCGCCGGGACACCGGAUCCGGAGGCGGAGGUAGUAUCUUUAUCUCCAAGAACGUUACUAGAAUCGGAUCGGUACGUAUGUGAGAUCUGUAACCAAGGGUUUCAAAGGGACCAGAAUCUACAGAUGCAUAGAAGACGACAUAAAGUUCCAUGGAAGCUUCUAAAAAGAGAGACCAACGAGGAAGUAAGAAAGAGAGUCUACGUCUGUCCGGAGCCGACAUGUCUUCACCACAACCCUUGUCACGCGCUCGGAGAUCUCGUGGGAAUCAAGAAACACUUCCGACGGAAACAUAGUAACCAUAAGCAAUGGAUCUGCGAGCGAUGCUCAAAAGGCUACGCCGUUCAAUCUGAUUACAAAGCUCAUCUCAAAACCUGUGGCACUCGCGGCCACUCCUGUGACUGCGGCCGAGUUUUUUCCAGAGUGGAGAGUUUCAUAGAGCACCAAGACAAUUGCACCGUACGCCGAUCCCAACCCUCGAACCACCGUUUACAUGAGCAGCAACAACAUACUACAAACGAUACACAAACCGCUUCAAUCGCCGGAAACAACGAAAACGCGGACCUCUCCAUUGGUCCUAUAUUGCCCGGACAUCCUUUACAAAGAAGACAAUCCCCACCGUCCGAUCAACAACCAUCCGCUUUGGUCUAUCCUUUUGUUGCCUCGUGCGCGACUAAUGGGAGCAUCGAGCUUCAGCUACUUCCAUCGAGGCAUAGUGCUGAUGAGACCAGCCUUAGUCUGUCUAUAGGCACAAUGGAUCAAACUACAAUGUCGGAAGUUGAGAGGAAGAGCUACGAGAAGGGAGAGACGAGCUUAGAAAGAGAGGAGGCUAGAAGAGAAACGAAGAGGCAGAUCGAAAUCGCGGAAUUGGAGUUUGCUGAAGCCAAGAGAAUAAGGCAACAUGCGAGAGCCGAGCUUCACAAAGCUCAGCUUUUUAGAGAAGAAGCAAGUCGAAGGAUUAGUGCAACGAUGAUGCAAAUCACUUGCCACAACUGCAAGCAACAUUUUCAAGCUACUGCUGCUUUGGUUCCACCUCCUCCUCAGCUGCAUUGUACUGAUGAGAGCACAUCUCUCGCCGUGAGCUACAUGUCGUCGGCUACUACCGAAGGAGAAAAGGCGAGUGAUAGAGCAUCGUCAUAGUCUCAUACACCUUGAAGAGAGAACACAAAAGAAAAAAAAAUAUUCUUCUUCUUUUCUUUUUUGUUUCUUUGAUUGGAAUUGAAGAUCAUCUUUUGAGAUUCGUUGGUUUUUUUAUAAUACAUUCUUGGUUUGUGGGUAACCAGGGUUGGAUAUUCACUGGGGGUUUGAUUUUUUUUUUGUUUCUCAAACAAAAACCAAAGAAGAGAAGAGUUUUGUUGUAUGAAUAUGUUGGGUCUGUUGGUUGGUGGAUAUUGUAACUUGGUUAAUGUAAUAAACAGGUUAUAUAAUUCUAUCAUA